Leptosia nina is the source of this 2811-nucleotide messenger RNA. Lineage: Eukaryota; Metazoa; Arthropoda; Insecta; Lepidoptera; Pieridae. The record is from the annotation of a GenBank genome assembly.
AUGGCUUCCAAAACUACCCUCUUACUGCUAUUAGCAAUAUUCGGAAGCAACUGCGAGGACGUCAAUCUGUCAGGCGAGAACGAGACUUACGUAGACGUACUAGACACGGAAGCGGACAGAGCGUACAGAUAUAAUACAGAAGCAGACAGGACAUACAGAUAUACUACAGAAGCAGACACAGAUGUAAGAGAAGACACAGAUAUAAAAGCAGAGACGGAUUCAACAGAUGGAUCUGAAACAACGAUACAGGACGCAACAGCGACGGAACCGUUCACUAUGUCGCUAGACAAUACUGUUUACGUUAGGGAGGUAGACGCACAAAGUCAAGAUAACAAUGAGCAGAUGGAACCAAUAUUAACUACAACAAGAGCUGCCGAUGCUAUUGACGGCAUCUCACCAAAUAUAUCUGAACUGGAUGAAGAAUUGGAGACGUCGGGGCAGCGAAACCCAAAAACAGACAGUUCGGAUGCCAAACCACCCCCCGAGACCAGAACCUACAAGCCCAAACCCACACCAGCUCUAAGCAAGACCUCCACACUUCGAUCUUGGCUGGAGGAUUCUUGGCUUCGACCGCCGGCUGGGGUGUUGGUGCCUCUGCGACCAGCUGCAUUAUCUAGAGCGCUUGCAGUUUGGAACGACCUGGUGUCAGAUGGGCUGAACCUGACGGACAUAGUUAUAGUGGGAUAUGAUGCCAAUGGGGUAAACUGGCGCUCGCGACACAACCUUCAACCGGCAACGACGACCGCUGGCGAUCGGGCCGUUGGUAACGCGCUAACGAAACUCCUGCGCAAGUAUCAAGAUGUUUACACGGACUCUACCAAUGAUGGAACCAUGCGAGCGCUGGCGUCAGCGGCUAAGCUAGUUCCAUAUGACAGCGCACUAUUCCUAGUGACUGAUAAGGCGCCAGGAGAUCCACAGCGGUUGCCGCUGGCCCUACGAGCCUUGGUGGAGAAGCGAUUAAAGGUGUACACUAUAUGGACGGACCCAAACUACCCUUCGGCAGAAUCUGAACUGGCGCUGCAGGAUUUGAAAAACAUCUCCUCGCACACGGAGGGCGAAGUCCUACCCUUCGCGUUGCCAAUAUCGGACUUGGACACGUCACUGUUAGCUGAGCUGCAGCAAUGGAACCCUUUGGAUGAUCAACCCAGGAGGGCCAGGGUCAAGAAGCUCCCUGGCUAUGACAAUUUUGACACUCUUCUAAUGAGGAAGGGAGGCGGAGAAGCAAUAUCCUUAGGGCUACCGGUGGAAAACGGGGUGACAGCAUUGAAGAUAUACCUGGAAGGAGCUAUAGAACAUGCUGUAUUGUACCCACCUAAUGAUGGCCAACAGAUAGACCUAUACAAUGCAUCAUCAAUCAGAUCCUUCUCAAGAACAUCAAGCUUCGAGGGUUUAUCACCACGAGAGGUGUACCUGGUGUUUCCAAGAAUGAGGCCAGACGAAGACAUGCUCUCCGUCCUCCCGGCCUUCCCUUCAGAAGACCAGGCCAUGGUUGGUCUGUGGCAUUUGAGCGUGCGCUGUGAUUUAUGCGACUAUCGCUUCCGGGUUGCUGCUAAAUCUAGCUUGCAUUUCAAUGUUGACGUUGUAGAGGAUAUGCUGAAACUGAAAGUGACCGGACCAGUGGCGAGCGUCCGCGACACUUUGCUGGUGGAUGAGUUUGGAAGCGAGUUAGCCAAACUGCCUUUCAGUUACCAACCACUAGCGGAAAUGGAGGGAGAGAGCAACACAGACAACAUCCAAGCCGAACUGGCGAUACCUAAUGUUGCCAGUUCGAAUGUAUAUGUCAGAAUAUUCGGACGCGAUAUCAAAGGUGAGCCGUUUACGCGUUUAUCCGGGCCCAUCCACAGACAGACAGAGGUGCGGCUAGGUAGAUCAGCGUCCAUAGUAUUCCCCGAGACUCCAAACGAUUUAGAAUUGGCUGAGGAGAUUGACUCUAUCAUUUACAAUGAACAGGCUGACAGAACUCCGUUUGCCAGAGCUAUAUCACAGGUCUUAAAUCAAAGUGGAAUGGCGUUAACAACAAUACAAGUCGGCUUGAGUACCAGGUUAUAUGGAGUCCCAGGAGAUAGAUUACAGUUGUACUUCGAAGUAAGCAACUAUCGACAACAAGCAGUAAGAUUCAACUUCGGCGCUGUUGGUAAACUAAAUUUGUUGCGAAGCGUCGAACCCGAAUUCCGCAACGUGGGAGCAGGGGAGACAGUAACCGUUAUAGUCAAUUUGCAAAUAGCGACGACAACACCCCCUGGAGGACGGGACGAAAUAGUUUUCAGUGUUUAUUACGGCACAGAACAAGUAUCCAUAUCGAGCUACGUAUAUAUCCUGAACCCAAAUCAGGUGAUAACCGACGUAAACGCCCCGGCCAUCAACCACAACUUCGAGGGCUCCUGCAUGCUACGUCAGGGUACAGACUGCGCAGAAUACACCUGGUCUACCACGAUCACAGCGCGAGAUACUAACGCCGGAUUGCUCCGCCUAACAUCAUCCCCACUGGGGGUGUUCUACGACAACAACUUCGUGUCUGGCUCGAAGGACCAAGUCACCGCUAUGUAUAGGGCCACUUGUUGCGCGCCACGCGUGAUCAUAAAUGCAGUGGAUGCUUUGGGUAAUACUAAUAGCUACACUAUCGAUAUAUCAAACUAUAUACCGCCAGCCGCUAUAGCAGCUAUUGUAUUGGGUGUGAUCCUGCUAACAGCACUUUUAGCUCUCCUAAUAUUCCUAAUUUACUGGUGCGUGAGGAGGCGAAAGGACGUCAGAGACUUGCCUACUUACACAUCUAGAAAUGAGCGCAUAACAAAUUUUUCACAUAAAGAUUAA